Molecule: messenger RNA, 1871 nt
Organism: Homalodisca vitripennis (glassy-winged sharpshooter)
Lineage: Eukaryota; Metazoa; Arthropoda; Insecta; Hemiptera; Cicadellidae
Product: serine/threonine-protein phosphatase 4 regulatory subunit 4-like
Exons: 10
Coding region: 30-1856 (608 amino acids)
Cellular component (GO): cytosol; protein serine/threonine phosphatase complex
Molecular function (GO): protein phosphatase regulator activity
Source: RefSeq, a predicted model, not a curated record
CUAAUGUUGACUUUGUGUUUGAUCAGGUGAUGAAGCUGAUGCCCAAGUGGCAAGCAGCACUCAAGGUGGAGUUCAUCAGGCUGCUCAAGGAUGACAUAGACAUUGUUCUGGAAGGCCUCGUGCCAAAUGUUCCUGACAUCUUACUCAGUAUGUCUAGUACCAACACGCUAACUUCAGAUAAAGUUGAGUCAGGCAAGGACGUGGGCCAGGCACUAUUUGUCUGUGAGAAGAACCUGAACGAUGCCCCACACUGGAGGCUCCAGGAAGAGCUGCUGGCAGGGUUCCGUGUUGUGCCCAAGGUCUUUCACCCGGAGUUUGUCUACCUCUACUUUGUGCCUCUUCUGCUGACCAGGGCCGUGAGCGGGAGAAUUCUACCUUGUCGGGUUGCAGCCUUGAACACGCUUCUGGUCAUCAUUGCUGAUCCAUCCCAAGCGAAACAGAAGUUGAAAAUUCGCAACAAAGUAUUAGAGCUGUGUAACAACUCCAGCUUCCAUUGCCGGCAGCUGUUUCUGCGAGGGAUGUCCUCGCUCGUCACAGUCUCACCGGAGAUGCUCAAGGAGUUGUUCUUCCACAACAUUACCUCCAUGGCAGAAGAUAAGGUGCCCAACAUUCGGUUGAUGCUCUGCAAGCUGUUGCCAAAAUUGAAAACAAUAGCUAUGGAUCCAGUAGAUCGCAAGCUGCUGGCUAGCAUAGAUGCUGCCACUACCUCAAUGAGUGGAGAGACCGACCGUGACGUGCAGAUGCAGCUCAAGAUCGCACUGAAUCUCAUGGAUGAGGGUGACAAGGUGAAGGUUUUGGGCAGUAAACGGCUAGAGCCAGAUGGUGAAAGCAGUUCAAUGCAACGGAAAAGCAAUACAAUGGGCUUUUCCAAUACUAUAUCACCUUUGACAGAUAUGAGAAGUUUUACUAGUGAAUCGUCGGCAAGAAGUAUAUCAUCCCAGUACAGCGUGGCCAGCCAACAGCAGGCAGCUUCUUCCAGACCAAAACCUUAUACUGGUAACCAGGCUAUUCGAGUCCAGAGCACGCCGGCAGCGACAACAGGUUCUCCCAGGUAUCCGGUGUCCCCCCGCACCACACAACAGAAGUCCGGGGUCAAAGCACCAGGUGAAAAAAGAAAGCCAUCAUUACAAAGAUUGGCAAUGGAUGACCCUGAUGAGUUUCUAGUGGAUGCAGGGAUACCCCUUAAUACUGCGACUGAAGUAGUCAAGAGAAUACCAACCCCCAGACCAGUCCAUCGUCCCCUGCUGCUGUUAGACUCGGAGGAAUCCAACUCAGAGCACAAGACUAGUACAAGGACUCUACCAGUAUUAACAACGUCCAGACCGACACUCAUCAACAAAAAUAUCAACUUCAAUUACCGUCCUAGCAACUUACCUGUGAAGAAAGCAAAUUUCAAGCCUUUGACCAAUGAAGAAAUCGAGAAAGAGCUUUUACUACCGGAUAAAGAAAUCGUGUCGGACUCUAUCCAUCCAUACUCCCCCAGAACAUCGGACCGACUGAAGUAUCCCGGUCGGACAACGAGGACGUCCAAGAAGGAGAACAAGAGGUACAGCCUGGACGUGGGGGUCAUCUCUAACACUUACACCAGAAUCGAGACUAGGUCUGGAAAUGUGAAUAAACGCUACAGUUUGAACGUCGAUGCGAAAAAGGAUGUCGGAAAUAAGAAGAGUAUGUCUUGCAUCAACAACAAUACCGUAAUGAGUCCCAAAUUGGGUUCGACAAGGUCAGGAAUAGUUCGGCCGCCGCAGUCGUGUGUCUUGGAGACAGAGAAGGUGAACCACUCCAAGAGGUCAAUGUCAGUGGAGAAUCUGCCACCGAAAGUGACAAGGUUGGCCAGCAGACUUCCAGUAAGGUGAGUACAUUACAUCUGU